This is a messenger RNA of Phyllostomus hastatus (greater spear-nosed bat), 1987 nucleotides long. RefSeq names its product uracil DNA glycosylase (gene UNG). Gene Ontology annotation, biological process: base-excision repair, AP site formation via deaminated base removal; base-excision repair. The record is from RefSeq and is a predicted model, not a curated record. Gene Ontology annotation, molecular function: uracil DNA N-glycosylase activity. NCBI's taxonomy places the organism in Eukaryota, Metazoa, Chordata, Mammalia, Chiroptera, Phyllostomidae. The transcript is spliced from 7 exons. Gene Ontology annotation, cellular component: nucleus; mitochondrion. The coding region runs from base 60 to 1001 and encodes 313 amino acids.
GUCUGCGCCAGCCUUGUGGGUCCCGGGCGGCGCGUGUUUUCUUCCCUCUCGGCUUCGGGAUGAUCGGCCAGAAGACGCUCUACUCCUUUUUCUCCCCGAAUCCUGCUAGCAAGCGACGUGUCCGUAGCCCCGAGCCGGGCGACCUGGGGACCGGCGUGGCGGCGGUAGCUGAGGAGAGCCGGGAUGCAGCGGCUAGCCCACCCAAGAAGGCCCGGGCAGAGCCGGAGGAGCCCGGCACACCGCCUUCAUCGCCGCUGAGCCCCGAGCAGUUGGACCGCAUCCAGAAGAACAAGGCCGCGGCCCUGCUCAGACUCGCUGCUCGCAAUGUGCCGGUGGGUUUUGGUGAAAGUUGGAAGAAGCACCUCAGCGGAGAGUUCGGGAAACCGUAUUUUAUAAAGCUAAUGGGCUUUGUUGCAGAAGAAAGAAGGAAUUACACUGUUUAUCCACCUCCACACCAAGUCUUCACAUGGACACAAAUGUGCGACAUCAGAGACGUGAAGGUUGUCAUUCUGGGACAGGAUCCAUAUCACGGGCCCAAUCAGGCUCACGGGCUCUGCUUCAGUGUUCAGAGACCUGUUCCGCCUCCGCCCAGCUUGGAAAACAUUUAUAAAGAGCUGUCCACAGACAUAGAUGGUUUUGUCCAUCCCGGUCACGGAGACUUAUCUGGGUGGGCCAAGCAAGGUGUUCUCCUGCUCAACGCCGUCCUCACGGUCCGGGCGCAUCAGGCCAACUCCCACAAGGAGAGAGGCUGGGAGCAGUUCACCGACGCAGUUGUGUCCUGGCUGAACGAGAACUCGAGUGGCCUCGUGUUCUUGCUCUGGGGCUCUUACGCUCAGAAGAAGGGCAGCGCCAUCGACAGGAAGCGCCACCACGUGCUGCAGACCGCCCACCCCUCCCCGCUGUCGGUGUACCGCGGGUUCUUUGGGUGCAGACAUUUCUCUAAAACCAACGAGCUGCUGCAGAAGUCUGGCAAGGAGCCCAUCAACUGGAAGGAUCUGUGACCCCGACCUGGGGGACUGUGGUGGUCUCCGGGCAGUUUUUAGAAGGUUGUCAGUGACGAAGUCAAAUUGAAAAAAUAAUUUCCGUGGUGACCCUUAAGCAUUCUGCAUAUGGGAGAGAAGGUUUGGGUAAAGCGGGCAUGAGCCAGGCUGCCCUGGAGGGGCGGCUGUAUCCAGCAAAGCCUGUGCGCUGUGACCGAGUCCGUCUCUGCAUUGCGGCUUUGGCCUAGAAUAGGCGUCCAAGUUCUUGGAAGGGAGAGGAGCUCAAGUUCUUGACUCUCCUCCCCUCUGUUUGCUUUAUGGUUAGAGAUGGGCAGAUUGGCACCUUUUGGUUUAUAUAGUUCGCUGCUACUUGUUUUUACCUGUAGGUUACACUUUAGGUUAUAAGAUGUUGGGUGUUUUUAUUUAGAAAGAUUCCCUUUGCACAUCCUGGUGUUCCAGUCCAGGCCAACUUCCUCCUUGAAGGAAAUAGGAUUUUUUUUUUUAUUUUUUAUUAUUUUUUUUUUAUUUUUGCCAGUUCCCAGAAACUAGGGCUUGAUUUCCUGAUGGUAGCAAUCGGUGGUGAGCCUGAACACAGAGGCCAAGAGAAGUGGGCGGGUCUUGUUUAUAUGGCUCUCUGAGUGUUUCUAGGAAUAAGCAAUGGAAGUUGAAUAGGAAGGAGGAGAAAGGUUUUUUGUUUGUUUGUUUUUAAGAAGAAAUGUUUUAUUUUUUUUCCCAGAUGUAUCUUGAAUUUGAGGCCACAUAGUGCCAGGUGCUAUUUUCUAGGGACCGAAAUCAUUUUGGGAUGUCUUUUGCAAUGCUGGAGAUUUUCACUUUUUAAAAAAAUACUUAUGCAGAUGUAUAUACGUAUUUUUUCAAAUCCUUUGGCUAAGAGACGAUUGUUAGGUCUGCACCUCCAUCCCAGAUCCUGCUAGAGAUGCUGUUUUGCUGUUAGCUGGGUUCAAAGUUAAACCUGCUAGGGUUUGGAAAUAAAAGUUUUUGAAGUUUCA